UUCAAUUAGCACAGAGCAAUUGUUCACCCAUUAAGCUCUCAAGAGAAACUGGUUGAAAAAAUGGCUUCAAAGGGUGCUACAUUAGUUACCCUUUUCUUUUCCCUUAACUUCUUUUUCUUUUUCAUUGUUAGUGGUCAUGAUCCUAAUACACCAUCGCCACCAUGGCAACAAUCAGAAUCACGAUCACGACCACGAUCAUCACCACCACCACCGCCACCGCCAUCACGAUCAAGACCACAACCACCACCCCCACCACCACGAUCACGACUAAGAUCCCCUCCACCCCCGCCACCACGAUCACGACUAAAAUCACCUCCACCCCCACCACCACGAUCACGACUAAGAUCCCCUCCACCCCCGCCACCACGAUCACGACUAAAAUCACCUCCACCCCCACCACCACGGUCACCUCCACCCCCACCACCACGAUCACGAUCAUCUCCACCCCCACCACCACGAUCACGACCACCGCCACCACCACGAUCACGAUCACCUCCACCCCCACCUCCACCCCCACCGCCACCACCACGAUCACGAUCACCUCCACCCCCACCACCACGAUCACGACCACCGCCACCACCACCUCAUGUAUCUAAAGAACCACCACCACCUCCAUUCCUUGUCACAACACCACCUCCACCUAAAUCACCAUUAUUGCCACCCCCUAUCUCACCACCAUUCUCAUCGCCACCUAUCUCACCACCAUUGUUGCCUCCUGUAUCACCGCCAUUCAUAUUGUCACCACCUAUCUCACCACCAUUGCCAUCAUCUAUCUCACCACCAUUAUCACCUCCUAUCUCACCACCAUUAUUGCCACCUAUCUCACCACCAUUGUCACCUCCUGCCUCACCACCAUUCUUAUUGCCACCUAUCUCACCGACAUUGCCACCAUUGUCGCCUCCUACCUCACCACCAUUCCCAUUGCCACCAUAUGUCUCACCACCAUUGUCAUUACCACCACUUAUCUCACCACCAUUGUUGCCUCCUGUAUCACCACCAUCAUCGUCACCCCCUGCCUCACCACCAUUGUUGCCACCCUCUGCCACACCACCUGUCUCACCACCAUUGUUACCACCCUCUGCCACACCACCAUUAUUGCCUCCUAUAUCACCACCGUUAUCGCCACCCCUAGCAACACCACCGUUGUUGCCUCCUAUCUCACCACCAUCAUUGUCACCCCCUGCCUCACCACCAUUGUUGCCACCUGUCUCACCACCAUUGUUACCACCCUCUGCCACACCACCAUUGUUGCCUCCUAUAUCACCACCGUUAUCACCACCCCCAGCAACACCACCGUUGUUGCCUCCAAUCUCACCACCAUUAUCGUCACCCCCUGCCUCACCACCAUUGUUACCACCCUCUGCCACACCACCAUUGUCACCACCUGUCUCACCACCAUUGUUACCACCCUCUGCCACACCACCAUUGUUGCCUCCUAUAUCACCACCGAUAUUGCCACCCCUAGCAACACCACCGUUGUUGCCUCCUAUCUCACCACCAUCAUUGCCACCCCCUGCCUCACCACCAUUGUUGCCACCUGUCUCACCACCAUUGUUACCACCCUCUACCACACCACCAUUGUUGCCUCCUAUAUCACCUCCGUUAUCACCACCCCCAGUAACACCACCGUUGUUGCCUCCUAUCUCACCACCAUUAUCGUCACCCUCUGCCUCACCACCAUUGUUACCACCCUCUGUCACACCACCAUUGUCACCACCUUUGUUACCACCCUCUACCACACCACCAUUAUUGCCUCCUAUAUCACCACCAUUAUUGCCACCCCUAGCAACACCACCAUUAUUGCCUCCUGUCUCACCACCAUCAUUGUCACCCCCUACCUCACCACCAUUGUUGCCACCUGUCUCACCACCAUUGUUACCACCCUCUGCCACACCACCAUUGUUGCCUCCUAUAUCACCACCGUUAUCACCACCCCCAGCAACACCACCGUUGUUGCCUCCUAUCUCACCACCAUCAUUGUCACCCCCUACCUCACCACCAUUGUUAUCACCCUCUGCCACACCACCCUUGUUGCCUCCCAUCUCACCACCGUUGCCACCACCCAGUGUCUCUCCACCUUUGUCACCACCUCCUAUCUCUCCACCAUUGUUGCCUCCCAUCUCACCUCCAUUACCUCCACCCCCUAUCUCACCAUCAUUGCCUCCUCCUGUCUCACCACCAUUGCCACUUCCUGUCUCACCAUCACCGCCACCCCCACCUCCAUCUCCUCGCCCACCACCCCCUGUCUCACCAUCACCCCCACCUCCACCUCCAUCUCCUCCCCCACCACCCCCUGUCUCACCAUCACCCCCACCUCCACCUCCAUCUCCUCCCCCACCACCCCCUACUUCACCAUCGCCUCCACCCCCACCCCCAUCUCCUCGCCCACCACCCCCACCCCCACCUCCAUCUCCAUCGCCUCCACCCCCACCCCCAUCUCCUCGCCCACCACCCCCACCUCCACCUCCAUCUCCAUCGCCUCCCCCACCACCCCCUACCUUACUAUCGCCGCCACCCCCACCACCACCCCCAUCUCCUCGCCUACCACCCCCACCUCCACCUCGAUCUCCAUCGCCUCCCCCACCACCCCCUACCUCACCAUCGCCGCCACCCCCACCCCCAUCUCCUCGCCCACCACCCCCACCCCCACCUCCAUCUCCAUCUCCUCCCCCACCACCCCCUACCUUACGAUCACCGCCACCCCCACCCCCACCACCUACUUGUCCUAAUUUGGAAAUUUGCUUCAAUGUGCGGUUAUCGAUUCCAUUACCUGGGAAUAUUAGUGGUUGUUGUAACCUCUUGACACCUAUUUCUAACAAUAAUGCCUCUAGGUGCCUUUGCACCACUGGGAGGGCCCAAUUCCCUAGAGCAAUAGAAUCUGUCUUAACUAGUACUAUGAGGUUCAUGUUAGUCAGUUGUGGAUACUCUGGGGCUAGCAACUAUAGUUGCAAUUAAGAACAAAAUAUGCAUGACAAUCGUAAUCAUAUUCUAUUGUGUUAUUUCGCAUCAUGGUGUUUGUUUGUGUGUGUUUAAAGUUAAGGAUCUUUUCAUUUGUGCCCGCUAUAUACAUGUGUGUGUUUUCAUACAUAUUAGUGGACACUAUGAUAUUACCAAUAAAGGUCCAUACAUAGUCCUAUACAAUCACAAAUACAAUUAAUUAUGUUGUUUUUAUGUUGUGGAGGGGGAUUCUUAUUUCCUCCUCACUAGCUUUGUUUAUCAUCUUUUGUUAGUGAAAGUUGUUAAAUAAAUGUCCUUUGUUCAAGAAGUGAUCCCAAGUUAUUCA
Messenger RNA from Glycine soja, 3283 nucleotides. Its product is annotated as basic proline-rich protein-like. Lineage: Eukaryota; Viridiplantae; Streptophyta; Magnoliopsida; Fabales; Fabaceae. The coding region runs from base 61 to 2955 and encodes 964 amino acids. The record is from RefSeq and is a predicted model, not a curated record. The transcript has a single exon.